This is a messenger RNA of Dipodomys spectabilis (banner-tailed kangaroo rat), 1319 nucleotides long. Its product is annotated as tripartite motif-containing protein 5-like. NCBI's taxonomy places the organism in Eukaryota, Metazoa, Chordata, Mammalia, Rodentia, Heteromyidae. Gene Ontology annotation, molecular function: protein binding. The record is from RefSeq and is a predicted model, not a curated record.
CUCAUCCUUUCUGUAAACUUGACUCUUCCUGAUUUCUUCCAUGUUAUCCCUUGAGGAGAAGCUGAGAAAGUUCAGAGAGUGACUCUGCCGUGGUUCCUUCCUUAUUCACAGAACAAACUCUGGGCAGCUCUGGACAAGCUGAGGAAGAACAAGGAAGAAUCUGAGAAGUGGAAUGCUGAACUCCAACAAGACAAAUUUCUUGGCAGACUCAAAUACAAGGCAAGAUACAAAAUGUUCAGGCUGAUUUUUACACAGUGGAGAGGCAUCCUGGACACUGAGGAGGAGAAAGUACUGCAAAAGCUGAAAAGGGAGGAGGAAGAUGGUUUGCAAACCCUGGCAGUGUCAGAAAAUGAGCUGAUCCAGCAGAAUGAGUGGGUGACUGAGCUCAUUUCAGAUGUGGAGCAUCUGUUAGAAGGGUCCACAAUGGAGAUGCUGCAGGAUGUGAAUACCAUCAUGAGAAGAUGUAAGCUCUUGACAAUGAAGAAAGCAAUACCUUUCCCCAAGAAAGCACAGACAGUGUUCCCAAUAACUGGUCUGAGAGAAAGGCUACAAGGGUUUCAAGAGCUGACUGAUGCCCGCCAAUACUGGGUGCAUAUGAGAGUGACUACAAAUGACGAUUCGAGAAUUGACAUUUCUAAGGAUCAAAGAAAAAUAAGAUACCAGUAUACUCCUGUCUUUUUCACAGAAUCUUUUUCAGUUUCUAGAGACCAUUAUUUCCCCGCUCAGAAUGUUCAUAACCAAGUUUUAGGCUUUUCACAAAAUGCAUUUCAAUUGCCAGGAAAUAAUUUACCUCUCCUAGGAGUCCUAGGUGCCCUCAUAAUCACAUCAGGGAAGCACUACUGGGAGGUAAGUGUGUCUAAGAAAACAUCCUGGCACCUGGGGUUAAGGAUGGAGAAUAAAUCUGAAUAUAAAGCUUUCAGGGAGGGUCCUACCACCCAUUCUCCUUUGUCCUUGCCCCUGUCUUUGCCUAUCGCUCUUGAACAUGUUGGGGUUUUUGUAGACUACCAGGCUGGCUCAGUCUCAUUUUACAGCACUACGUACAAUGCAUUUCUCAUCUACAAGUCCACUAACUGUGCCUUUACCCGUGAAGUCUAUCCAUAUUUCAAUCCUACAAAAUGUUCAGAACCUAUGACUCUAUGCUGAUCCAGCUCUUAAGCCUUUUUACCCCCUUUGACAUUUCUGUGUACUGUCCCUGGUCCUGGUGUGUGUUUCAUGCAUCUGUGCCCCUCUGUGCCUCUUGAAACAUCUUUUCCUCCUUACUUGAGUCUUUCUGAUUCAAUGUCCUUCACUUAUAACUAGGAUGUAUACCUUUCAAUGGG